Molecule: messenger RNA, 1422 nt
Organism: Saccharomyces paradoxus
Lineage: Eukaryota; Fungi; Ascomycota; Saccharomycetes; Saccharomycetales; Saccharomycetaceae
Gene: MEC3
Product: Mec3p
Exons: 1
Coding region: 1-1422 (473 amino acids)
Biological process (GO): mitotic intra-S DNA damage checkpoint signaling; mitotic DNA replication checkpoint signaling; nucleotide-excision repair
Cellular component (GO): checkpoint clamp complex; site of double-strand break
Source: RefSeq, a predicted model, not a curated record
AUGAAAUUAAAAUUGAUAGUAAAUGGUUGUGAAGCGCCAGAUGAUUACAAAUUACUGAGAACUACUAUCAAUACGGUGGCUUCGCUACGAAAAACGGCUAUUUUAAGAUUUAAUAGCGAAAGGUUGACAAUAAUAUCCACCCCAAAAUCAUCACUAAACAGUAGUAACAAUGGUACAAUAUUACGAGGAGAUACCGGUCAACUUUGGUGUACCAUUCCUCAAGAUGUAUUUAGAUUAUAUACAGUCAUAUCAGCUCGUGAACUCAAUACAAUAACCAUGGAGUGUAAUUGUGAUUCCUUAUUAAGUGUUUUUAAAAGGUAUGAUCGAGUAAUGAAUCAAGGAUCUUCUUCUAACAUGACCAUAAAACUACAGUCAAUGCCAGAAUGGAAUACAAAUAACGGAACACUUUCAGGAGGAACAGCAGGGGGUGUAGAUACGACGUCAAAACCGAACCCUAUUUGUGCUUUAGGUAUAACGUUUGAAGAAAUUGUACAUACCAGCGGCCCAAAUGAUGCUAUAGUUAUGAAUGGGGGAGUGGAUGAGCACAAUGGUUUACCAACGACAGUAGGCACAGGAAACUUACUCGCAACUAAUAAGGUUAUCAUGCAUUCAUUCAAAGUACCCGUCAAGUUAUUAUUCCGUGCACAAGAUACGCGGAUACAGGAGCCUAUGAUUAAUUAUAUCCAACUGAUGAUGUACAAACUGCCCCCAAUAUCGGGUGAGUUUGGCUCUGCUUUCCACGGGUUUAUUAGGCGCGUUGAACGGUAUAGUAAUGUCAACCACAUUCAUUUGAUGGGAGUCAAAAAAAAAGAGCAUGGAAAUGAGGGAGAUGACGUAGAGCUUAAGAUAAUUGUGAAUGAAUUGGAUUGGCAUUUGGAAAUAUGUUGGAAUGGGCCCUUAGAUUCUGUGAUACAACAUCAAGAAGGAAACUCUGACAAUCUUUCCCAAAACCACAACAUCGACACAAACGGCCAGCAGGACGAAGGAUCUCUUCCCAUUGUCGAAGCAGAUAAACCAAUGUCUUCAUUAUAUACCAAUACUAGAGAUCGAGAGAUGGAAGAAAAUAUCCGCUACGAUGAAGAUUUAUUAAGAAUUGAGGAUAGCUCGGUUGCAGAUACGCGAAACAUCUACACAGCCGACACCAGCGAUGAUACUGGAUUCAACGAGGUAUCUGUUAUGGUGGAAAAGGCAGAACAGGAAAGUUCAUCUACCCAUGAAGUAAUAAUCCGUUGCAAAGAUUGGAAAGUCUGUUCCAAGUUAUACGCAGCAUUUGAAGAAGUUGUCUUGGCGAUUUCUCACGACGAAUCCUGUGUAUUCCACUGUUCGUUAGAUCGUGGUAGUUUGGAAGAUAGCGAAGAUGUGGAAAAACCAAGGGAAAGAGGACAAAUUAUAUACUAUAUAGCAAGAUCGAAGGGCUUGUAA